Messenger RNA from Colletes gigas, 25587 nucleotides. Its product is annotated as ankyrin-3-like. Gene Ontology annotation, biological process: signal transduction; lipoprotein metabolic process; lipid transport. Lineage: Eukaryota; Metazoa; Arthropoda; Insecta; Hymenoptera; Colletidae. Gene Ontology annotation, molecular function: lipid binding; protein binding. The transcript is spliced from 38 exons. The coding region runs from base 319 to 22797 and encodes 7492 amino acids. The record is from RefSeq and is a predicted model, not a curated record. Gene Ontology annotation, cellular component: extracellular region.
UCCAGGAGGGCGGUCGCGUUAAGCUCGGAACUUUUUUAGACAGACGGAAUCCUUUCGAAUAACACACACAUACACAUAUAUAUACAUAUAUGUAUAUGGUUCGGUUCGCGCAAGAGCAAAUGUAUAAAAAAUGACGGAACGUCGUGUGAUUUGACAGUGAAAAAACAUUUAAUGGGAAAAGUGCCUCGGUAUCCUGUGAUAUCCGGAUUCUGGCCAGAGGACCGACAUUGGUAAUCAGUAAACGGAAGGAAGGCUCGAAGCGCGGAACGCGAAAGGGUGAGACAAGAUAGAACACCGGCGGAGGGUGAGGUCGAAGUGAUGACGGGUGAAGAAGGAAAGUGCGGGGGUGGAACUGGCACUGGUGGGGCUACCGAUGUUGGAAACACGAACACAAACGUUACGGACAAUGCGAACAAUGUUAACGCCAAUGUACACGCGAAUGUUAAUGCCAACAUAAAUGUCAGCCAGCAGAAUGGAGGACCGGAAAAAGCGCCUGUCGUCGGUGGUACCAACGUGGAGACGUUACCUCGCGCUGGCAAACAAAGCGAUCCUAGUACGGCGUUUCUCCGUGCAGCUCGUGCUGGCCAGUUGGAGAAGGUUUUGGAGUAUUUGGAAUCGGGAGUGGACAUUAAUGCUUCGAACGCUAAUGGCUUAAAUGCUUUGCACCUGGCAGCUAAAGAUGGACAUUUGGAAAUCGUCAGAGAACUUCUCAACCGUGGCGCAGUGGUCGAUGCCGCUACCAAAAAGGGAAACACGGCAUUACAUAUAGCUUCUCUUGCUGGUCAGGAGGAAGUGGUACAAUUGCUGGUACAACGAGGUGCUUCUGUGAAUGCACAGUCACAAAAUGGGUUCACUCCACUCUAUAUGGCUGCUCAGGAAAAUCAUGAUUCGGUAGUGAAGUACCUUCUGAGUAAAGGUGCUAAUCAAACAUUGGCGACUGAGGAUGGCUUCACCCCAUUAGCAGUUGCGAUGCAACAGGGCCACGAUAAGGUAGUAGCAGUUCUAUUGGAAAAUGACACUCGUGGUAAAGUUCGACUGCCUGCCCUCCACAUUGCUGCUAAGAAAGAUGACUGCAAAGCGGCUGCCCUACUUUUACAAAACGACCACAAUCCCGACGUGACAUCGAAGAGCGGUUUCACACCGCUCCAUAUAGCAGCACAUUAUGGCAACGACCGAAUUGCUUCCUUGCUUUAUGACAGAGGCGCGGACGUUAAUUUCGCGGCAAAGCACAAUAUUACGCCAAUGCACGUGGCAGCAAAAUGGGGAAAAAUUAAAAUGGUGAAUUUAUUGACGAGCAAGGGAGCGAAUAUCGAAGCGAAAACGAGAGAUGGCCUUACACCCCUUCAUUGCGCGGCUCGAUCUGGCCAUCAUGAGGUUGUUGACAUUUUAAUCGAAAAAGGAGCACCGAUUGGUUCCAAAACGAAGAAUGGUCUUGCUCCGUUGCACAUGGCUUCUCAAGGAGAUUAUGUUGACGCUGCGAGGAUAUUAUUGUAUCAUCGUGCACCGGUAGACGAAGUGACAGUAGAUUACUUGACGGCGCUACACGUGGCAGCUCAUUGCGGACAUGUACGAGUCGCUAAACUUCUACUCGAUAGAAAUGCCGAUCCAAACGCACGAGCUCUGAACGGCUUCACUCCGCUGCAUAUUGCAUGUAAGAAGAACAGGCCGAAGGUCGUUGAGCUCCUUUUAAAGCACAAAGCUAGCAUCGAAGCUACCACAGAGUCUGGAUUGACGCCCCUACACGUAGCAAGUUUUAUGGGGUGCAUGAACAUAGUGAUUUAUUUAUUGCAACAUGCAGCUAGUCCUGAUAUACCAACUGUAAGGGGCGAAACGCCUUUGCAUUUAGCUGCCAGAGCGAAUCAGACUGAUAUUAUCAGGAUACUUCUUAGAAAUGGUGCCCAAGUUGAUGCCAGAGCAAGGGAACAUCAAACACCACUUCACGUUACUUCACGAUUGGGUAAUGUUGAUAUUGUAAUGUUAUUACUUCAACAUGGUGCCGAUGUAGACGCUACGACGAAAUAUUUAUAUACACCGCUUCAUAUUGCUGCUAAAGAGGGUCAAGAAGAGGUUGCAUCCGUUUUGUUAGAAAACGGCGCAUCGCUUACCGCUACGACCAAAAAGGGAUUCACUCCUUUGCAUUUGGCAGCUAAAUAUGGUAACAUGAACGUAGCAAGAUUAUUGUUGCAAAAGAACGCACCAGUCGAUGCUCAAGGAAAGAACGGAGUAACUCCACUUCAUGUGGCGUCUCACUACGAUCAUCAAAAUGUAGCAUUACUUUUACUUGAUAAGGGUGCAUCGCCUCAUGCUAUGGCUAAAAAUGGCCACACACCGUUGCAUAUUGCUGCACGUAAAAAUCAAAUGGACAUUGCAACUACUUUACUAGAAUACGGAGCAAAAGCAAACGCGGAAUCAAAAGCAGGAUUUACGCCGCUACAUUUGAGUGCACAAGAAGGCCAUACUGAUAUGUCAACGCUACUUAUUGAGCACAAAGCAGAUACAAAUCACAAAGCUAAGAAUGGCCUCACGCCGCUUCAUUUGUGCGCACAAGAAGACAAAGUUAACGUUGCCUCUAUCCUCGUUAAAAAUGGUGCUCAGAUUGAUGCUAAAACGAAGGCUGGUUAUACUCCAUUACACGUGGCAGCUCAUUUUGGUCAAGCAGCUAUGGUACGAUUCCUUUUACGAUCUGGUGCAGUCGUCGAUAGUAGCACUAAUGCAGGAUAUACACCACUGCAUCAAGCUGCACAACAGGGUCAUACACUAGUGAUCAAUUUAUUGUUGGAGGGUAAAGCUAAGCCGAACACUACAACUAACAAUGGUCAAACUGCUUUGGAUAUUGCACAAAAACUUGGUUACAUUAGCGUCAUUGAAACUUUGAAAGUGGUUACGGAAACCAUCAUUACAACGACCCACACCAUUACUAUUGAAGAGAAAUACAGAGUCCAAGCUCCCGAAUCGAUGCAAGAAACAUUCAUGAGCGAUAGUGAAGAUGAAGGGGGUGGUGAUGAAAUCGGCAUGGCAGCCAUGAAUGUGUACGGGCAGCCUCCACACGCGCAACACGCGCAACACGUGUAUCUUCCUUCUUACUACCAGGGCCAAAUGACCUAUACCCGUGAAGAUCCGAUGCUUAGCGACCAACAGCAAUAUCGAUACAUGACUGUUGACGAUAUGAAAUCCAUGGGGGAUGAUUCGAUGCGUGUCAACGUGACAGACGACGAGAGGGAUAAUCGACAUUCCGGAGCACCAACCAUAACCGAGAUGAUUACAAAAGAAAGUUAUCAACGUACGAACGCUGCCAACCUCAAACCAGAUAAUGUUGAUAUCAACAGGCACCCAGUACACGUCGGAUUUUGUUCUGAGAUCAGAGCGUCCCUAGAGUCCUUAAACACGUCGCUGGCAGCGCUUGGUACCAUGUCGAAAGGACAAGGAAUGUGGCGGGACAGCUUCCUGGUUUCCUUUCUGGUGGAUGCACGAGGCGGUGCAAUGCGAGGUUGCAGGCACAGCGGAGUGCGUGUAAUCGUUCCUCCUAGGAAAGCUGCAAUGCCAAUGCGUGUCACCUGCAGAUAUUUAAGGAGAGACAAAUUGACCAACCCACCACCUUUGAUGGAGGGGGAGGCUCUAGCCAGCCGUAUUCUUGAACUUGGACCCGUGGGCGCCAAAUUUUUAGGGCCCGUGAUCAUAGAGGUACCUCAUUUUGCUUCGUUGCGAGGAAAGGAACGAGAAAUAGUAAUUCUUCGAUCGGACAACGGAGAAACUUGGCGCGAGCACACCUUGGAAGCCAGCGAGGAGGCUGUCCAGGAUGUGCUUAACGAGAGCUUUGAAGGAGAAGAAUUAAGCCAGCUCGAGGAUCUCCAAACAUCACGGAUUGUAAGGAUACUCACUGCAGACUUCCCGCAUUACUUCGCAGUAGUGUCUCGCAUUAGGCAAGAGGUGCAUGCAGUUGGCCCUGAAGGUGGCACAGUCUCCUCAUCGGCUGUCCCACAAGUUCAAGCUGUCUUUCCACCAGCAGCUCUUACUAAAAAAAUUCGAGUUGGGCUUCAGGCACAUCCGAUACCAGCAGAUCUCGUAGCUAAACUUCUUGGUAACAGAGUGGCAGUGUCACCGAUCGUAACCGUUGAACCAAGACGAAGAAAAUUCCAUAAACCAAUAACCUUAACUAUACCUGUACCGCAAGCAGCCAACAAAGGCAUGAUCAAUCAAUAUUCGGGAGACGCGCCGACGUUGAGACUUCUGUGCAGCAUAACUGGAUUGAGUCAUUUAGGGGGUCAGUCUCGGGCAGUCUGGGAGGAUGUCACAGGUUCGACGCCGCUGACGUUCGUCAAAGAUUGCGUUUCCUUUACUACCACAGUAUCUGCUCGCUUCUGGUUAAUGGAUUGUCGGAAUAUUUCCGAAGCCACGAAAAUGGCUACAGAGCUAUACACACAUGCGACACACGUACCUUUUAUGGCUAAGUUUGUAGUAUUUGCAAAGCGAGUAGAUCCGUUGGAAGCAAGGUUACGCGUUUUCUGUAUGACUGACGAUAAAGAAGAUAAGACUUUAGAGAACCAAGAACACUUUACGGAAGUUGCGAAGAGUCGGGACGUUGAGGUCUUGGAAGGAAAGACGCAGUAUAUGGAAUUUUCGGGCAACCUUGUGCCGGUAUUAAAGAGCGGCGAGCAGCUUCAGCUACCGUUUAGUGCUUUCAAAGAAAAUAGAGUACCAUUUACAGCAAGAAUAAAAGAUCCGGAUGCCGCCGAUAUGAUGGGUCGCAUUAUGUUUAUGAGCGAACCAAAGGUUCCCAAGGGUGAAUUGCCGCAAACGCCGAUAUGCACUUUGAAUAUUUUAUUGCCAGAAAAAAUAUCACCGGAACAGACAGUCUCGGAAGUCGAUCUACUAGAGCUCUCGAAGAAUUAUAGUUUUCUACGCGACGGCGGCAUAAGUCGCCCAGACGCCAUUCACAGGGCAACCAUACGAAUAACCGACAUCGCGAAUUUAUUGGACACAGAUUGGGAGAAACUCGCGGAGGAAUUAAAUAUUCCGCCGAACGAAGUGACGUCCAUCAAAGAAGAGUAUUCUAAUAAACCUGCCCAGCAAGCUGCAGCAAUGCUAAAGAUUUGGCAGAGUAAUGGAAAUAAAGCUACAGGAAAUACAUUAGAAAAGGCGUUGAAUAAAAUUGGCCGCGAAGAUAUUGUGAAAAAAUGUAUAUUUAACGUCGAACUGGUAACCGAUGACGUAGAAAAAGCAGUUGCCAGAGUUCGAUUAGAUCAACCUGGAUUCGAUUCUUUGAAAGAAGAAUUGGGACCUUCAAGGGAUACUUCCCUACGUCGUGACGCGACGAUGGAUCCUAAAAUGGAUCCAGAUUAUGAACUUAAUAGAACUAAGGAGUCUGAAUCUAUGGAAGACCUCAGUAUUACUGGCACUAAACGUGAUACACCAUCGAAACAGCAUGUCACAAUCACAAACGGCACUGUAUUCAACGGAACCUCGACCCCCAUCAAAGAUAAAUAUGCAAGCGACGAAAAAGAACUUGGGGAUGUUAUGGCCGAAUUUAUCGAACAAAAAUGUCACGUUGCCGAUACGAUGAGUAAAAAAUCACGCGACGAACUUGACGAAGAUGAAAAACGACAAAGGGUGAUCGCAGACGCCAACAAAAUAGUUGACGGUGUAAUAGCAGACGCAGAGAAAGAGAAGGGGAAGUUAGCGAAGGAAGGGUGGUCGGUGGUUUGUGAUGAUGAUACGCGGGACAGUAAAGUGGCAAGAGGUGCUAUAGUUGAAAGUUUUCUUAGAGAUCAGUUAGGUGAAAGGGAACUAAAGGAUAAGGGCAUUAGAUCGGAAAAACCGAUUAUCGAACAAAUACAUGGCGCGCCGGUCAUCGAACCGACGAUAGUGAAACAACAUUAUGUUCGUAACGGGAAGCGCGAUUGUAAUGUAACGGUUGUUACGUCCAAAACUGUAGUUUCGGGAAGCGACGAUAAAACAGGACAUCAACCUGUAAUAACUCAAACCAUAACAAUGAAGCAAGUUGGUCCAACUUCGCCUAAAGAUACAGUGACAAUUUCUAGUGGUAUUCAGGAUGUUGUUAGUAAGAAGGAAAUGUUGUCUAAGGAAGGUAAGGAACUCGACGAAAUGUCAACACCGAGCGUAAGUUUUGGGAAGGAAAGCACAAAACAAGUACCAGCGAAAAUUAAAGAGGUUCAACGAGACGAACAAAAGCAAUUGUCACCCAGGGAAACGGGAGCUAAAACUAACAUUCCAAAAGAUACGAAACCUGUGACUGAUAAACAAAUAUCUGCGUACGAAGACGUUUACAGUGCACAGAUUCCCCCUGUAAAACACGAUGAUAAACAGGAAGACGAAUCGAAGAAAUCAAAGGAUAAAAGUGGUGGCAUACUUUCGGGAAUCUUUAAGGGAUCCAAGCUUAAGAAAACGAAACAACCCGGUUCAAAGGAUGCCUCCUUCGAUAGCGGCGACGAAGAAGCAAAAUCAGUUCCUACGGUUGUACAGCAUAAAAUUGAAACAGAUUUGAAACCAGCUGAAACAAGUACAGCGCCUGACAUAAAAUUGGCGACUAUGCAGUUCUUAGACGACACGAGGCGAACUGCAUCGGUUACAAAACCGGUACCAGAAGUCACAGCAACCGUAACCCAAGUAGAAACAAAACACGAUAUGAAACCAACGACUAAAGAUGCGCCUGAUCGUCCUACAAUUGUUUCUAGCGAUUCAAACGAUCAGGACAAAGACAAGGGCUCCGGUUUCUUUAGUAUGUUCAAGAGUCCGAAGUCGAAAGAAAAGAAAUUGAAGAAGUCCAAAGAAGCAUCCUUCGACAGCGGUGACGAAGAGCUUCGAAAUGCUACGGAAAAAUUCCUGGACGAUACGCGGAAAACUGCCGAAAGCACAGCUGUUUAUCCAGUUCCUACGAUCGAUGAUAGACAGACAGUGAUUAAAAAUAAUUUGCAUACCUUCAUUUCACCGGUUUACUACGAUGAAGAUAUUCCAAAGGACAAAAUAAAUGGGCAUUCGUACGAUAUUUCUGAAGUGCAAAAGAAAGCAGAAAUAGACAGAAGUACUCCACAUAGAGAUAUGAAUGGAAAAUCAGAUGGCAAAAAAGCUAAGGAUACAUUGCAAAAAGAACAAAGUCCGGACAAACGUAUCGAGACAAAAUCAGAUUCUUUGGAAAGAUCAAUCGAAGAUCAAAAAGAUCAGAAUGAGGAAACCAAAGAUAAAAGCGGCGGUUUCUUUAGCAUGUUUAAAAGUCCAAAGCUCAGGAGUAAGAAGAGGAGCGCUUCGAGAGAGAAAAGCUCUUCCAAAGAAGCAUCCUUUGAUAGUGGAGACGAAGAAACACGGCAAAUAACAGCAACAUUCUUAGAAGAUACAAAGAAAACCGCAGACACUAUGCAUCAAGCGGAUGAUGGAACAAAACCCAUCAGUGUACCUAUUAUAGAAACCACAGAUAAAGAUAAGGGAAGCGGAAUUCUGAGCAAAUUUAGAAGCCCAAAACUAUCCCGAGACUCCAGAAGUAGAUCACGGGAAAAAACACCCGCGCAAGAAGAUUCUAGUCAAAGCAUAGAUAAAUCGUUACGUGAAACUACGGCGAAAUUCUUACAAGAUACUCAAAAUAUUGCAAACGCUACAAUAGAUGUUACAGACAAAGCGGACGAACCUAUACAAAAAGCACACGACGUUACGAAGGAAGGAAUUUCGACUAUUGUAGACAGUGCGGAAGCAGGAAAAAACAAGGCUUCGAAGGAAGCUAAAAAGGCUAAAGAAAAAGGUUCAGGCUUCCUAUCAGGUUUAUUCAAGGGUGCUAAGCAUGCAGCAGACGAAGUGUCGGAAGACGUAAUGGAGUUCCUUGACGAAACCAAGAAAGAGGCAGCAGAUGAACAAGCCCGAGCACAGAAAGCAGCGGAAGAACAAAUGAAAGAUAUGGAAACAGCAAAAGACAAAGCAGCGAUCGGCAUACAAGACACAAAGGAUAAGGUCGCAUCAGCUGUAAAGAGUACCAAGGACACAGUAAGCGAGAAAGUAUCGGAUGGAGUGCAAAAAGUAUCUGAUGCUGGCAAAGUCACUGGCGAAAAACUGAAGGAAGGUGUCGGAGUUGUUGAGAGCAAGGCUCAAGCAACUGCACAACACGUAGCUGAAGGAGCUGAGGCAGCAAAAGACAAAGCUGCAACCACUGUCAAAGACACCAAAGACAAGGUUAGCGGAGCAGUGACUGAUGGUGUUCAUAAAGCGGCUGAUGUUGGUAGGGCUGUCACUGACACAGUAUCGGACGGUGCAAAGAAAACUGGCACGAAAGUGCAAGAGGCUGCACAGGGUGUGGUUGUCGAAGCAAAGGAAGUCAAGGAUAAAGCAUCGAAGGAAAUCAAAGAAGGUGCAGAUGCUGUAAAACAAAAAGUCUCCUCGGGCAUCGAUACUGCGGCUGAUGGAGCACUCGCAGCAAAAGAUAAAGCUGCUAAAGACGCCAAGAAAGCUAAAGAGAAGGGUGGUGGAUUCCUCUCAGGCUUAUUUAAAGGUGUGAAACAUGCAGCUGAUGAAGUUUCUGAGGACAUAACAGAAUUCUUUGAUGAAACUAAGAAAGAAGCAGCGGAAGAAGAAGCUCGAGCAAAGCAAGCUGCAGCAGAAAAGAUGAAAGAUAUGGAUGCAGCAAAGGACAAAGCAGCAUCCGGCGUGAAGGAUGCUAAAGAUAAAGUUGUAACAACAGUACACGAUGCCAAGGACAAAGUAAGUGAAACAGUGUCACAUGCUGGCAAAGUCACCGGCGAAAAGCUUGCUGAUGGAGUCAAAACUAUUGAGAGCAACGCUCAAGCAGCUGGACAAUACAUAGCUGAAGGUGCCGAGACAGCAAAAGACAAGGCUGCAACUUCAGUCAAAGAUACAAAGGACAAGGUUAGCGGAGCAGUAUCUGAUGGUGUUCAUAAGGCUGCUGAUGUUGGUAAGGUUGUUACUGACACAGUGUCUGAUGGGGCCAAGAAAGCCGGUACAAAAGUGCAAGAGGCCGCACAAGGUGUGGUUCUCGGAGCAAAGGAUGUCAAGGAUAAAGCGUCGAAGGAAAUCAAAGAAGAUACUGAAGCUGUGAAGCAAAAGGUUUCUACAGGCAUCGACACUGUGGCUGAUGGUGCACAUGCAGCGAAGGAUAAGGCAGCCAAAGAAGCUAAAAAAGCUAAGGACAAGACCAGUGGAUUCUUAUCUGGACUAUUUAAGGGUGCGAAACAUGCGGGUGAGGAUGUUUCUGAGGACGUAAAGGAGUUCCUUGACGAAACUAAGAGAGAGGCAUCUGAGGAGAAAGCUCGUGCCCAGCAAGCAGCUGGAGAUAAAAUGAAAGAUAUGGAGGAAGCAAAAGACAAGGCAGUCUCCGGCGUUAAAGAUGCGAAAGAUAAAGUUGUAACAACUGUACACGACUCCAAGGACAAAGUAACUGAAACAGUCACCCAAGCUGGUAAAGUCACCGGUGAAAAGCUUGCUGAUGGACUGAAAGCUGUUGAGAGCAAAGCUCAAGCAACUGGACAAUAUAUCGCUGAAGGAGCAGAAGCAGCAAAAGACAAGGCUGCAAGCACUGUCAAAGACACGAAGGACAAGGUGAGCGGAGCAGUAUCUGACCGUGUGCAUAAGGCUGCUGAUGUUGGUAAGGCUGUUACUGACACAGUGUCUGAUGGGGCCAAGAAAGCUGGCACGAAAGUGCAAGAGACGGCACAGGGUGUGAUUGUCGGAGCAAAGGAUGUCAAAGAUAAAGCAUCGAAGGAAAUCAAAGAAGACGUCGAUGCUGUAAAGCAUAAGGUUUCCUCAGGCAUGGACGCAGUUGCUGAUGGUGCACACACAGCGAAGGACAAAGCCUCUAAAGAGACUAAGAAGGCUAAGGAAAAAACAAGUGGAUUCCUGUCUGGAUUAUUCAAGGGUGCAAAACAUGCAGCUGACGAAGUUUCUGAAGAAAUAACUGAAUUCUUUGAUGAAACCAAGAAAGAAGCAGCAGAAGAAGAAGCUCGAGCUAGACAAGCUGCAGCUGAGAAAAUGAAAGAUGCGGAAGCAACGAAGGACAAGGUUGUAGCUGAUACGAAAGAUGUUAAAGGUAAAGUUGUAACAACUUUACACGAUGUAAAGGACAAAGUAAGCGAAAAAGUGUCGCAUGUUGGAAAAGUCACGGGCGAAAAAGUGUCAGAAGGUGUCGGAUUUGUUGAGAGCAAGACUCAAGCAGCUGCACAACACAUGGUUGAGGGUGCAGAGGCGGCGAAGGACAAAGCAACAACCACUGUCAAAGACACCAAGGACAAGGUUGGCGGAGCAGUCUCUGACGGUGUCCAUAAGGCUGCUGAUGUUGGUAAAGCUGUCACUGACACAGUGUCUGAUGGGGCCAAGAAAGCUGGCACGAAUGUGCAAGAAGCUGUUCAUGGUGUUGCCAUUGGAGCGAAUGAAGUCAAGGAUAAAGCGUCGAAAGAAAUCAAAGAAGACGCUGAAGCUGUAAAACAAAAGGUUUCCUCAGGCAUUGAUACUGUGGCUGAUGGAGCACAUGCAGCGAAGGAUAAAGCCUCUAAAGAAGCUAAGAAGGCUAAGGAAAAAACAAGUGGAUUCCUGUCUGGAUUAUUCAAAGGUGCGAAACAUGCAGCUGAGGACGUUUCUGAGGACGUAAAGGAGUUCCUUGACGAAACCAAAAGAGAGGCAUCUGAGGAAAAGGCUCGAGUCCAGGACGCAGCUGGAGAAAAAAUGAAAGAUAUGGAAGCAGCAAAGGACAAAGCGGUUUCAGGAGUUAAUGAUGUUAAAGAUAAAGUUGUAACAAGUGUACAGGAUGCAAAAGAUCAAGUAAGCGAAAAAGUGUCCCACGCAGGGCAAGUAACUGGUGAGAAACUGUCAGAAGGUGUCGAAAGUGUUGAGGGUAAGACUCAAGCAGCUGUACAACACAUGGCUGAAGGUGCAGAGGCGCCGAAGGACAAAAUUGUUACUGGUUUAACAGAUGUUAAAGACAAGACAGCAACCUCUGUCAAAGACACCAAAGACAAGGUUAGCGGUGCAGUAUCGGAUGGCGUGCAAACGGCCGCUGAUGCUGGUAAGGUUGUUACGGACACAGUAUCUGAUGGUGCCAAAAAAGCUGGCACAAAAGUGCAAGAGGCUGUUCAUGGUGUCGCCCUUGGAGCAAAAGAGGUGAAGGAUAAAGCAUCGAAGGAGAUGAAAGAAGAUGCUGAAGCUGUAAAGCAAAAGGUUUCCUCAGGUAUCGAUACAGUUGCUGACAGUGCACAUGCGGCAAAGGAUAAAGCUGCUAAAGAAGCUAAAAAGGCUAAGGAAAAGAGUGGUGGAUUCCUGUCCGGCUUGUUUAAAGGAGUGAAACAUGCGGCUGACGAAGUUUCUGAGGACAUAACGGAAUUCUUUGAUGAAACUAAAAAGGAGGCUGCAGAAGAAGAAGCUCGAGCUAAGCAAGCUGCGGCAGAAAAGAUGAAAGGUAUGGAAGCAGCAAAGGACAAAGCAGCGUCUGAUGUUAAAGAUGCUAAAGAUAAAGUUGCAGCAGCUGUAUAUGACACGAAGGACAAAAUAAGUGACAAAGUAUCUGUUGGAAUAGAGAAAGUGUCUGAUGCUGGUAAACACGUCGGUGAGAAGCUUGCCGGUGGAGUGAAAACUGUUGAGAGUAAGGGUCGGGAAACGGCUCAACACAUAGCUGAAAGUGCAGAAACAGUGAAGGAUAAAGCUGCUACCUCUGUCAAAGACACCAAGGACAAGGUUAGCGGAGCAGUAUCUGAUGGUGUCCAUAAGGCUGCUGAUGCUGGUAAGGCUGUUACUGACACAGUGUCUGAUAGUGCAACAAAAGCUGGAACCAAAGUGCAUGUAUUUGCCGAGGAUGUUGUUAUCGGUGCAAAGGACGCUAAAGACAAGGCGUCCAAAGAACUUAAGGAAGACGCCGAUGCAGUAAAGCGUAAAGUUUCAUCGGGAAUCGAUACUGUUACUGAUGGUGCUCACACAGCGAAGGAUAAAGCCGCCAAAGAAGCUAAGAAAGUAAAAGAAAAGGGCAGCGGUUUCUUAUCUGGCCUGUUUAAGGGUGCGAAACAUACUGCGGACGACGUUACUGAGGACGUUGUGGACUUCCUUGACGCAACUAGGAGAGAGGCAUCCGAGGAGAAAGCUCGUGCCGAGCAAGCAGCUGCAGAAAAAUUGAAAGACAUUGAUGCAGCCAAGGACAAGACAAUGGCUGACGCAAAGGACGCUAAAGAUAAAGUUGUAACAGCUGUACAUGACACGAAGGACAAAAUAAGCGAAAAAGUAUCAGAUGGAAUGCAGAAGGUAUCCGAUGCUCGUAAAGUUGCUGGCGAAAAGCUUGCUGACGGAGUCAAAACUGCUGAGAGCAAAGCUGAAGCAGCUGGACAAUACAUAGCUGAAGUUGCGGAAGCAGCAAAGGACAAAGCUGCAACCUCUGUCAAAGACACCAAUGACAAGGUUAGUGAAUCGGUAUCUGAUGGUGUGCACAAAGCUGCUGAUGUUGGUAUUGCUGUUACGGACACAGUGACUGAUGGUGCUAAAAAAGCUGGCACGAAAGUGAAAGAAGCUGCCCAGAGUGUUGCUCUUGGAGCGAAAGACGUUAAGGAUAAAGCAUCGAAGGAGAUCAAAGAAGAUGCAGAUGCUGUGAAACAAAAGUUAUCGUCAGGUGCUGACACUGUAGCUGAUGGUGCUCACGCAGCAAAGGAUAAAACUGCUAAAGAAGCAAAGAAAGCUAAAGAAAAGAGCGGUGGAUUCCUAUCAGGAUUAUUUAAAGGUGUGAAACAUGCAGCUGACGAAGUUUCUGAGGACAUAACGGAAUUCUUCGAUGAAACUAAGAAAGAAGCAGCGGCAGAAGAAGCUCGAGCUAAGCAAGCUGCAGCAGAAAAGAUGAAAGAUAUGGAUGCAGCAAAGGACAAAGCAGCAUCUGGUGUGAAGGAUGUUAAAGACAAAGUUGUAACAACAGUACACGAUGCCAAGGACAAAGUAUGUGAAACAGUGACCCACGCUGGCAAAGUCACCGGCGAAAAGCUUGCUGAUGGGCUGAAAGCUGCUGAGAGCAAAGCUCAAACAACUGGACAAUACAUAGCUGAAGGAGCAGAAGCAGCAAAAGACAAGGCUGCAAGCACUGUCAAAGACACGAAGGACAAGGUCAGCGGAGCAGUAUCUGACGGUGUGCAUAAGGCUGCUGAUGUUGGUAAGGCUGUUACUGACACAGUGUCUGAUGGGGCCAAGAAAGCCGGUACAAAAGUGCAAGAGGCCGCACAAGGUGUGGUUCUCGGAGCAAAAGAUGUCAAGGAUAAAGCGUCGAAGGAAAUCAAAGAAGAUACUGAAGCUGUGAAGCAAAAGGUUUCUACAGGCAUCGACACUGUGGCUGAUGGUGCACAUGCAGCGAAGGAUAAGGCAGCCAAAGAAGCUAAAAAAGCUAAGGACAAGACCAGUGGAUUCUUAUCUGGACUAUUUAAGGGUGCGAAACAUGCGGGUGAGGAUGUUUCUGAGGACGUAAAAGACUUUCUUGACGAAACCAAGAGAGAGGCAUCCGAGGAGAAGGCUCGUGUCCAGGAAGCAGCUGCAGAAAAAGUGAAAGAUAUGGAAGCAGCAAAAGACAAGGCCGUCUCUGACGUAAAAGAUGCUAAAGAUAAAGUUGCGGCAACUGUACAUGACGCGAAGGACAAAGUAAGUGACAAGGUAUCCGCUGGAAUAGAGAAAGUGUCUGAUGCUGGUAAACAUACUGGUGAAAAGCUGUCUGAAAGUGUUAGAGCUGCUGAAAGUAAAGCACAAGCAGCUGUGGAAUACGUAGCUGGUAGUGCCGAAGCAGCAAAGGACAUGGCUGUUGAAGGCGUAAAGGAAGCUAAAGACAAGGCUCUUACUUCUACGAAAGAUACGAAACACAAGGUCACUGGUGCAUUGGCAGAUGGUGUCGAGAAGACCGUGGAUACUGGAAAGGCUUUUGCUGAUACAGUAUCAGAUGGUGCCAAAAGAGCAGGCAUGAAAGUGGAAGAAGCAGCGCACGGUGUGGCCCUUGGUGCAAAGGAGAUCAAGGAUAAAGUGUCAAAGGAGGUCCAAGAUGAUGCUGAUGCUGUAAAGCUGAAGGUUUCCACAAGCAUCGAUACUGCGGCUGAUGGUGCACAUGCAGCAAAGGAUAAAGUUGCAAAAGAAGCGAAGAAAGCUAAAGAGAAGGGCGGUGGGUUCCUAUCUGGCAUAUUUAAAGGCGUGAAACAUGCAGCUGACGAAGUUUCCGAAGACAUAACGGAAUUCUUUGAUGAAACCAAAAAAGAAGCUGCAGAAGAAGAAGCUCGAGCUAAACAAGCAGCUGCAGACAAAAUGAAGGACAUGGAAGUAGGAAAAGACAAAGCAGUGUCUGGUGUUAAAGACGCUAAAGAUAAAGUUGCAGCAACUGUACAUGAUACGAAGGACAAAAUAAGUGACAAGGUAUCUGCUGGAAUAGAGAAAGUGUCUGAUGCUGGUAAAGUCACCGGUGAAAAGCUUGCUGAUGGUGUCAAAACUGCUGAGAGCAAAGCUCAAGCAGCUGGACAAUACAUAGCUGAAGGUAUGGAAGCAGCAAAGGACAAAGCUGAAACCUCUGUCAAGGACACCAAAGACAAGGUUAGUGAAGCGGUAUCUGAUGGUGUGCACAAAGCUGCUGAUGUUGGCAAGGCUGUUACGGACACAGUGUCUGAUGGUGCGAAAAAAGCAGGCACGAAAGUACAAGAAGCUGCUCAGGGUGUGGUUAUCGGAGCAAAGGACGUCAAAGAUAAAGCGUCGAAGGAAAUCAAAGAAGAUGCAGAUGCUGUAAAACAGAAGAUUUCCUCAGGUAUUGACACAGUUGCUGACAGUGCACAUGCGGCUAAGGAUAAAGCAGCCAAAGAAGCCAAAAAGGCUAAGGAAAAGGGUACUGGCUUCCUGUCUGGACUGUUCAAAGGCGCGAAACACGCGACUGAGGAUGUUUCUGAGGACGUAAAGGACUUCCUUGACGAAACCAAGAGAGAAGCAUCCGAAGAGAAAGCUCGUGCCCAGCAAGCAGCUGCAGACAAGAUGAAAGAUGUGGAGGCAACUAAAGACAAAGCAGUCGCCAGCGUGACUGAUGCUAAAGAUAAAGUUGUAACGACUGUACACGACGCAAAGGACAAAGUAAGCGAAAAAAUAUCCCAUGCUGGAAAAGUCACUGACGCAAAACUGUCAGAAGGUCUCGGAAUUAUUGGGAGCAAGGCUCAAGCAGCUGCACAACACGUAGCAGAAGGUGCAGAGGCAGCAAAGGACAAAGUUGUUACAGGUUUAACAGAUGUUAAAGACAAAACGGCAACCUCUGUCAAAGACACCAAAGACAAGGUUAGCGGUGCAGUAUCGGAUGGCGUGCAAAAGGCCGCUGAUGCGGGUAAGGUUGUUACGGACACAGUAUCUGAUGGAGCCAAAAAAGCUGGCACAAAAGUGCAAGAGGCUGUUCAUGGUGUUGCCCUUGGAGCAAAAGAGGUGAAGGAUAAAGCAUCGAAGGAGAUCAACGAAGAUGCUGAAGCUGUAAAGCAAAAGGUUUCCUCAGGUAUCGAUACAGUUGCUGACAGUGCACAUGCAGCAAAGGAUAAAGCUGCUAAAGAAGCUAAAAAGGCUAAGGAAAAGAGUGGUGGAUUCCUGUCCGGCUUGUUUAAAGGAGUGAAACAUGCAGCUGAUGAAGUUUCUGAGGACAUAACGGAAUUCUUUGAUGAAACCAAAAAGGAGGCUGCAGAAGAAGAAGCUCGGGCUAGACAAACUGCAGCUGAGAAAAUGAAAGAUGUGGAAGUAACAAAAGACAAAGCAGUCUCAGAUGUGAAGGAUGCUAAAGAUAAAGUUGUAACAACAGUUCACGAUACCAAGGACAAAGUAAGUGAAACAGUGUCCCAUGCUGGCAAAGUUACCGGCGAAAAGUUUGCUGAUGGAGUGAAAACUGUUGAGAGCAAAGCACAAGCAGCUGGACAAUACAUAGCUGAAGGUGCAGAAACAGCAAAAGACAAGGCUGCAACCACUGUCAAAGAUACGAAAGACAUGGUGAGCGGAGCAGUAGCUGAUGGUGUGCAUAAAGCUGCUGAUGUUGGUAAGUCUGUUACGGAUACAGUAUCUGAUGGUGUGAAAAAAGCAAGCACGAAAGUACAAGAAGCAUCGCAGGGUGUUGUUGACGGAGCAAAGGACGUCAAAGAUAACGCGUCGAAGGAGAUUAAAGAAGACGUUGAUGCUGCCAAGCAAAAGGUUUCCUCAGGCAUUGAUGCUUUAACUGACAGUGCGCACACAGCAAAGGAUAAAGCUGCUAAGGAAGCUAAAAAAGCUAAGGAAAAGACCAGUGGAUUCUUGUCUGGGCUAUUCAAAGGUGCAAAACAUGCAGCUGAUGAAGUUUCUGAAGACAUAACGGAGUUCCUUGACGAAACCAAGAGAGAGGCAUCUGAGGAGAAAGCUCGUGUUCAGGAAGCAGCUGCAGACAAAAUGAAAGAUAUGGAAACAGCAAAGGAUAAGACAGUGUCUGACGUGAAAGAUGUGAAAGAUAAGGUCGUAACAACUGUACAAGAUGCCAAGGAUAAAGUAAGCGAGAAAGUAUCAGAUGGAAUGCAAAAGGUAUCCGAUGCUGGUAAAGUCACCGGUGAGAAGCUCGCUGAUGGAGUCAAAACUGUUGAGAACAAAGCUCAAGCAGCUGCACAACACGUGGUUGAGGGCGCGGAGGCAGUGAAAGACAAAGCUGCAACCUCAGUCAAAGAUACAAAGGACAAGGUUAGUGGAGCAGUAUCUGAUGGAGUCCAUAAGGCUGCUGAUGUUGGUAAGGCUGUUACUGACACAGUGUCUGGUGGGGCCAAGAGAGCUGGUACGAAAGUGCAAGAGGCCGCACAAGGUGUGGUUCUCGGAGCAAAGGAUGUCAAGGAUAAAGCGUCGAAGGAAAUCAAAGAAGAUACUGAAGCUGUGAAGCAAAAGGUUUCUACAGGCAUCGACACUGUGGCUGAUGGUGCACAUGCAGCGAAGGAUAAGGCAGCCAAAGAAGCUAAAAAAGCUAAAGAGAAGGGAAGUGGAUUCCUGUCUGGCUUGUUUAAAGGAGUGAAACAUGCGGCUGACGAAGUUUCUGAAGACAUAACAGAAUUCUUUGAUGAAACGAAAAAGGAGGCUGCAGAAGAAGAAGCUCGAGCUAAGCAAGCUGCAGCAGAAAAGAUGAAAGAUAUGGAAACAGCAAAGGACAAGGCAGUCUCUGGUAUUAAAGAUACUACAGAUAAAGUGGCAACUGCUGUACACGAUACGAAGGACAAAAUGAGUGAUAAAAUAUCUGACGGAAUGCAAAAGAUGUCCGAUGUUGGUAAGGUCACCAGUGAAAAGAUCGCUGAUGGAGUCAAAACUGUUGAGGGCAAAGCUCAAGCAGCUGGACAAUACAUAGCUGAAGGUGCUGAGGCUGCAAAAGACAAAGCUACAGCCUCUGUUACAGACACCAAAGACAAGGUUAGUGGUGCAGUAUCGGAUGGUGUCGAGAAAACCGUGGAUACUGGGAGGGCUAUUGCAGACACAGUAUCAGAUGGCGCGAAGAGAGUUGGCACCAAAGUAGAAGAAGCUGCACAGGGUGUGGUUGGAGGGGCAAAGGACGUCAAGGAUAAAGCGUCAAAGGAAAUCAAAGAAGACGUUGAUGCUGUAAAGCAAAAGGUUUCCUCAGGCAUGGACGCAGUUGCUGACAGUGCAGAUGGAGCGAAGGAUAAAGCAGCAAAAGAAGCUAAAAAGGCUAAGGAAAAGAGCAGUGGUUUUUUGUCUGGUUUGUUUAAAGGUGUGAAACAUGCAGCUGACGAAGUUUCUGAGGAAAUAACUGAAUUCUUUGAUGAAACCAAGAAAGAAGCAGCGGAAGAAGAAGCUCGAGCUAGACAAGCUGCAGCUGAAAAAAUGAAAGAUGUGGAAGCAACAAAGGACAAGGCAGUAUCUGACGCGAAAGAUGCUAAAGAUAAAGUUGCAACAACUCUACACGAUACCAAGGAUAAAAUAAGCGUGAAGGUAUCCGAUGCUGGAAAAGUUGUUGGGGAAAAGAUAUCAGAAGGUGUCGGAAUUGUUGAGAGCAAGGCGCAAACAGUUGCACAACACGUAGCUGAAGGUGCUGAGGCAGCAAAAGACAAAGCAACAACCACUGUCAAAGACACCAAGGACAAGGUUGGCGGAGCAGUCUCUGACGGUGUCCAUAAGGCUGCUGAUGUUGGUAAAGCUGUCACUGACACAGUGUCUGAUGGGGCCAAGAAAGCUGGCACGAAAGUGCAAGAAGCUGUUCAUGGUGUUGCCAUUGGAGCAAAGGAAGUCAAGGAUAAAGCGUCGAAAGAAAUCAAAGAAGACGCUGCAGCUGUAAAACAAAAGGUUUCCUCAGGCAUUGAUACUGUGGCUGAUGGAGCACAUGCAGCGAAGGAUAAAGCCUCUAAAGAAGCUAAGAAGGCUAAGGAAAAAACAAGUGGAUUCCUGUCUGGAUUAUUCAAAGGUGCGAAACAUGCAGCUGAGGACGUUUCUGAGGACGUAAAGGAGUUCCUUGACGAAACCAAAAGAGAGGCAUCUGAGGAAAAGGCUCGAGUCCAGGACGCAGCUGGAGAAAAAAUGAAAGAUAUGGAAGCAGCAAAGGACAAAGCGGUUUCAGGUGUUAAUGAUGUUAAAGAUAAAGUUGUAACAAGUGUACAGGAUGCAAAAGAUCAAGUAAGCGAAAAAGUGUCCCACGCAGGGCAAGUAACUGGUGAGAAACUGUCAGAAGGUGUCGAAAUUGUUGAGGGUAAGACUCAAGCAGCUGUACAACACAUGGCUGAAGGUGCAGAGGCGGCGAAGGACAAAAUUGUUACUGGUUUAACAAAUGUUAAAGACAAGACAGCAACCUCUGUCAAAGACACCAAAGACAAGGUUAGCGGUGCAGUAUCGGAUGGCGUGCAAACGGCCGCUGAUGCUGGUAAGGUUGUUACGGAUACAGUAUCUGAUGGUGCCAAAAACGCUGGCACAAAAGUGCAAGAGACUGUUCAUGGUGUCGCCCUUGGAGCAAAAGAGGUGAAGGAUAAAGCAUCGAAGGAGAUGGAAGAAGAUGCUGAAGCUGUAAAGCAAAAGGUUUGCUCAGGUAUCGAUACAGUUGCUGACAGUGCACAUGCGGCAAAGGAUAAAGCUUUUAAAGAAGCUAAAAAGGCUAAGGAAAAGAGUGGUGGAUUCCUGUCCGGCUUGUUUAAAGGAGUGAAACAUGCGGCUGACGAAGUUUCUGAGGACAUAACGGAAUUCUUUGAUGAAACUAAAAAGGAGGCUGCAGAAGAAGAAGCUCGAGCUAAGCAAGCUGCGGCAGAAAAGAUGAAAGGUAUGGAAGCAGCAAAGGACAAAGCAGCGUCUGAUGUUAAAGAUGCUAAAGAUAAAGUUGCAGCAGCUGUACAUGACACGAAGGACAAAAUAAGUGACAAAGUAUCUGUUGGAAUAGAGAAAGUGUCUGAUGCUGGUAAACACGUCGGUGUGAAGCUUGCCCGUGGAGUGAAAACUGUUGAGAGUAAGGGUCGGGAAACGGCUCAACACAUAGCUGAAAGUGCAGAAACAGUGAAGGAUAAAGCUGCUACCUCUGUCAAAGACACCAAGGUCAAGGUUAGCGGAGCAGUAUCUGAUGGUGUCCAUAAGGCUGCUGAUGCUGGUAAGGCUGUUACUGACACAGUGUCUGAUGGGGCCAAGAAAGCUGGUACGAAAGUGCAAGAAGCUGUUCAUGGUGUUGCCCUUGGAGCAAAAGAAGUCAAGGAUAAAGCGUCGAAAGAAAUCAAAGAAGAUGCUGAUGCUGUAAAACAAAAGGUUUCCUCAGGCAUUGAUACCGUGACUGAUGGAGCUCAUGCAGCAAAGGAUAAAGCCGCUAAAGAAGCUAAGGCUGCUAAGGAGAAGGGCAGCGGUUUCCUGUCUGGACUAUUCAAAGGUGUGAAACAUGCAGCUGAUGAAGUUUCCGACGAUGUAAAAGAUUUCCUCGAUGAAACUAAGAAAGAGGCCGCAGAGGAAGAAGCUCGUGCUCAAAAAGCUGCGGCCGAAAAAAUGAAGGAUAUAAGUGCUGCAAAAGAUAGUGUUGUUACAGCUAUGAAGGAUUCCAAGGACGCAGUUAGCGAAAAGGCGUCCAUUGGUAUGCAAAAAGCUUCCGAUGGUGGAAAAAUCAUUGGCGAAAAGCUGGCAGACGGUUCCAAAGCCGCUGAAGCACAAGUAUUAUCAAUUGCUCAAGAACUAGCUGACGGGGGAGCAGACGUGAAAGACAAGACUCUUACUGGUUUGAAGGGUUCUAAAGAGAAAGUUACCACCUCGACAAGAGAAACCACAGUCAGGUUUGGCGAUUUUGUAUCUGACGGGGUGCAGAAGGCGGAGGAUACUGGAAAAUCUAUCGGUAGCACAGUGUCUGAGGGGGUGAAGAAAGCUGGCACGAAAGUGCACGAUGCUGCUCAUGGUGUUGUUGUUGGAGCACAGCAAGCAAAGGACAAAGCGUCCAAGGAAAUCAAGGAAGAUGCGGAUGCAAUAAAACGUAAGAUUUCGUCGGGUGCCGAUGCAGUUGCUGACACUGCACAAUCCGCGAAAGACAAAGCUGCUAAAGAAGCUAAAAAGGCAAAAGAGAAAAGUAGUGGGUUCCUCUCUGGUUUAUUUAAAAGUUCAAAACAUGAUCAUGACGAAGUUCCUGAAAGCGUGAAAGAUGUUCUCGAUGAACCAAAAAGAAAAGUGUCUGUUACGAAAGGCGUUCCCAGGAAUGUAAUGGGCAGUAGUGGUUCAUCGACAGAGAAACUGUACGAAAUAGUUCUUCCUGACACUAGAAUCGAUGAUACCUCUCACACGAGGCCGAAGUUCACGGGACGGGGACCGUACUCGGAUGGUAGCGACGUGAAAAACGACGUAGUUGAGUUUUUAAGGGAAUUGAAGCACGAUGCCACGUUCGAUAAACCAUAUUUCCAAGACAAUCGUAAUUUACAUGAUUCAGAGAUGCCUGGCCGCAAGUCUAUGGAACGUACAGAUGCGUCUGCGGGCGUUCCAAGUUCAGGAAGUGGAAGGGAUAUUAUCGUUAAAUCUAAAACUGUUGUUGGUCCAAUGGUUCACACGGUAGAUCCAGCUUCUAGAUCAGAGUCUGAAGCACUCGUUCGAUUAAAAGAUGGCGAUCAUGCUGCCGGAAUAAAAUCUGUGAAACUAUCUCGCAUUCCACAAAAAGUUAGCUUCUCCGACGACUCGAGAUUUAGCCCUAGUAGUUCGUUCGAUAAUUCAGUUAAAAUAAUAAAAGUAUCUAGCGAAGUAGAGCACCUCGAACCUCACACACGACAAACCGUCACCACAGUCGUAACAAAGUCUGUGCGGACGGCAGCGACCCCACCACCCAGUCCCGCCGAGUACACUGACAGUAGAAUUGAAGACGUUACCGAAGAGGCUGCAAGACGAGCACAGAAUCUAGCCGAUCGAUCAUACUCGAUGUCAAAAUCAGGGCAUGAUUCGGCUGAGAUUGAUGGGACUGUAGAGAGGCAUGCUACUUCUACUCCAACAAAGCAACCUGUUCCCGCCCCGCGACACUCUACCAGGUCGUCCAUGAAAACAGACUUCCAUCUAGAUCUCAGAGAUACCUCGUACACGGCGUACAGUCCGAAACAUAAGACCGCAGAGCCAUCAAAGCCGUUCAAAGAAGAACACUCACCGGAAAAGAGCAGCCCAAAAAGUAAAAUACCAGUGAAGAUAAAAAAGUCUAUAGAGAACGAGAAAACGAUGAACAGAAUGAUGACGAACAUGGAGUCCGACGCGCACGCGAAAAAAUUCGAAGCAAAUCGACCGGAAGUAACGAUAAAUUCCAUCGUCGCGCAGUCAUUGAGUCCCUCGAAACGCGUAGACAAAAGCAGCGAAGAGCCGGAGAAAUCGUCUUGCGAGAAGGAAAGACGAGAUGCGGAAGAUCCCGAGAAGGAAAUCGAUUCGCAAAAGUUCGAAGUGUCGAAAGAAACGCGAAAAACGAUCACGACGACGACGACGACCGCGUCCUCCAUUUUGGAUACCGCGAAACCUGACGAGGUAGUCGGAGAAAUCGUAGAGAGAAUAGAAACUGUAACGAUAACUAAAGGAGAUAACGAAUCGGAUCCAGCGAAAUCGGAUGAAACUGUUACGAAGGAAAUAAAAAUUCUAGAUAAUUUACCGAUCGGCUCCGACGACACGACUUGCACAACGAUAUCAAAGACUGAGAGAAACGUCGUCACGGACGAGGUGAUAUCGAAAGAAACGAUAGUAAAAACUGUGACGACCGUACGAUGCGUCACGACCGAGUCUGUCGAUGGCGAACAGACCGAACGAAUCGUUAAAACGAUGACGACUAGCGGCGACUACGGGGACACGCCGUCCGUUGAGCAGGUGUCUAGCAAAAUAAUAAAAUGCACCACCGAGCUAUCGGAACCAUGGGCCCACGGGAGUAUAACAGAACGUUCGUACUUUAACGACGAGAAAGCUGACCAAUGGGACAAUCAGUUCUCCCAAGACACUUCGCCUGGUUCCGGUAACGGCGACAUUUAUGCAAAGAACGGUAGCUCACGGCACGAACUAAACAGUGACACUGAUAGUGAUGGUUCGCCGCGACCGAGAAGAAGAUCACCAAGCAAGAGGCGAACGUUGGGCAGUUCCAGCGGGUCUGAUGUAGCACUGCACGAAGGUGCGGAGCUGUCCCCGUUGGAGGACGACCAAGGUACCGCACUCACAGCUAACCUUCUAAAAUCUGACUUCUUGCAACAUAGCGAGCCAUCCUUCAUGGAAACGACAACGACGGAAGUGGACCCUGAAACGCAGGAAAGAAUAACGAGAACUGUACAAGUUGUUACAACGACCAGCGGUGCCGUCAGUGGUGCAGACGAAUUGCGAGAUUCCAUGCAGAAGAUCGUCGAUCGAUUCAUGAUGGAAGAAAGGCGAGAUCAGUGAAGCAUCAAAAGUCUCAUGGGCGAUAAUAGGAACAAAGUAGAAUCCUUCAUCACCUGACGACCGUGGAAAGGAAAAUAAAACGUUUAAAGAAAUUCUUUAGCACUAAUUCAAGAAAGCACCGAUCCAGUUCGACGCAUCCUCGAGCGUCGAACGGAACGUUCUCUGUACAAAGAUCGAAAAUGGAUCUCUGUUCGCAUCUGUAUCUAUAAAUGUCAAUGCAAAAGUAAUCUUAUUAUCGCGGUGCUUCUCGAGAGCACAGGAAAAAAAAGCAUGCACGACAAUUUACUAUCACACUCAUGGCCUACGCUUCGGAUUUGCUUGCCUUUUUGUUACAUUAAAUUGCCUUACGUAUUUACGUUUAAUCUUGCGAUCGAAUAGCGUAUGUCGUUGCUAGUCCGACUAGCUUGAUCCGCUAGUUUUCACUAAGCUAACCCGUCCAUGUACAACGCCUUUCUCAUGUUGUUCAAAGCGAAAAGACAAGAGGAGAAAGUAACGAAGGAGUAUGCGUAUUGCAGGAACAACAUGGACGAACAGAAAAUGAGAGUGUUCGUCUCGAAUGCACGCUCGACCAACAUUACAGCGAUAUAUAUUUGUAAACGUUCUUAUGGAAGAAAACGGUAUGAGAGACGAAAUGAUUAAAAUAGGAUCUUAACGGUGACUUCGCAAAAACUCGCCACUUGGCAGUUCGUUUUAGCUUUAGGGUGAUUGUAUAUCUAUCCGCGCAAUACAUCGCUUUAUAGGUCUGUAACAACACUUGAGUCACACACAUACAUACACCGGGAGCGAGAAAGAGAAAAAAAGAGAGGUUCUAAAAGAAAUGGAAUUUUUGUUGCUAUUUGAGUUAAUGGAAAUUUGACAAGGCGAGAGGAUUUGGAAAACUUCUGGCUACAUGGUCUACGCCAUCAUUUGCGAUUCGAAUGGCAACAAAGAAUAAAUGUUUUUAUGAAUCGAAAUACAAUGUAAAUUUAACUUAUUUAAAAGAAAUAUUUCCUAACAAUUUUUAAUUGUAUAUAUAAUAAUUUCUUAGCGUAACUUAUAUAAAUGUACUAUUAUACAAUUGUAAUAAUUGCAAUAUUGUAACACGAAUACUUUAUUUAUAUAGCAGAAUCAUUGGACAAAUUGUUAGACACAUAAAUCUUAAGAUCGGAGGGAAUGUUAAUCGGCGAUCUAUCCUUCGUACGAUCGUGUAAAUUAUUAUUACUAUUAUAAAGAGAAAAAAAAAAAGCAAAUGACAUGACGAUUAUAGAAAAUAUGUUGUUUAAACUUUAAUGACUCGAAACACGUCUUAAUAUUUAAGCAGCAUUAGCUUUCAGUGUAUAACACAGUUUUAAAAGGCACAGAAAGGAAUCAUAUAGUAUGUAUUUAAAAAGAACAAAUAUAUACAUACUUUAAAUAAGGUAUUCUAUUAAUGUAUAAUAUAUUGAAAAGAUAUGAUUAUGCAUCUGAAGUUUAUAAAUUAUUAUCUAUAAUGACUGUUAUUCUAUGUUUAAUAGACUUGCCUAGAGCCUAUCUGACCUAAGGACCAAAGGCACAAUCACACACGCAUCAAAAUAAAACAUUAUGCUCCCAUGUACUGUCGUAACAUUUUAUUGUAACUCAUCACGGACGUUGCGAUACUGGCAUUUAAAUAUUCCGACUGCUAUAAAAUAUGAUUCGUAUUACCAAACAAAAAAGGUAUUUUCCCUUUUUCAUAAGACAUAACCUAAUGUAAUACGACGACCUAUUGUAAAACCCACUGACAACAGAAUUUUUUUAUUCACUGUCAUUUCUGUCCAGUAUAUUAGUACAUUUUUUACAAAACACUUCUAUCUUUACUAUAUUGCGUACAUUAAUAAAGAGAUGUGCAAACGAACUUUUGAAAGUCGACCACGUAACUUUACUGGCUAAUAUGUGUUUUGAAAAUACACACAAUACAGGCAUACGAAAAUGUUACUUCUCCAAAAAAUGGAUAGAAAAUUUUUCUUAUUUAAUAACUAUUUAAAAAGGAUUAUUUAAAUUAUUUAAAAACUUAAUUUUUUAAGAUUCUCUUACUUCUGCAACAUCGUGAUUUAUGAGAACCUUUAAAUAUAUAAAAAUAAAUUGACUAUUUUUAUAUUAUCUUACUUUCUUCUAUUUAAGAAAUUUUAAUAUAUACGAAAGUUUUAAGUAAAGCAAUUUUAUAUUGUAUAUACAUUAACAUUAACUAUAAAGUAUUUGUGUUUCGACAUGUAUCUAAAACAAAGUAUUAAUUUUUAUUUGAAAAGUUACUUUCAAAUGAAUAUCAUUUAUUUAUGAAAAAUAUAUUGUAGAAGCCAGUAAUGUUACAUCGAACAAAGUAUACACAUUUUGUAAUUGUCUAAGCUCAACACCUAGUAUAUUCUCAAGCUGAGAGCAAGGCAGCAUAAACCUACUCAAUUCUAUAACACUGAAAUCUCAAUACGAAUUAAACGCUUCGAAUAAAUUAAAAAAUUUAUUUGCUUAGCUCUAAUUUUUACUAAAAGUAUUUCAAUGAAAGUUUGUGAUUAACUCGAUUGAGAAAAUAUAUAUCGAUCCAUAUAAAAGAUAUAUAGAACCAUCAACGGUAUUCAACUUAAAAUUAAGUAGGUUUACUUUACGUUAUUCUCCACUAAUUUUAUAGAAGUAGUAAUUUAUUAAUGGCGUGGUUACAAAAGUUUAUAUUGAAUAUCGAAACUCAUUGCAAGAUUUUGUAACUGCAUUCUAACCGUAGUAAUCAAUUUUUCAUGAGUUGUAACUAACAUAAGCAAGGUAUGUAAUGAUUUAACAUCGUUUCAUACACAUGCGUUUGAAUCA